AUGUCUUCAACAGUAUUCAGUACAACGUCAAAUCGGGCGUCCAUGGAAGACGACGAACGGAAUAAAGGAUCUUAUAAACACCUGCAUCUUGGUAGCGGGAUGCAGGAUAGUAUGGAUGCAGUAAAUAGGAUGUCACCUUCAAAUUCAGUUUUAACAAUAUCAUUCUCGCCACCAGCAUUACUCGGCAUCAUGUCGAUCUUAUUACUGUUUGCAGCUUAUUCAUUGUUCAGUAAACCGAUGGUUUCCAUCAAAAAUGGAAUAUCCAAUGAACAGUUCCAAGGAUUAUUGGAGAGGAUCGACCAGCUUUCGAAGGAAGUAAAGGAGCUGAAAAGACCAUAA
This is a messenger RNA of Kwoniella shivajii, 339 nucleotides long. RefSeq lists its product as uncharacterized. NCBI's taxonomy places the organism in Eukaryota, Fungi, Basidiomycota, Tremellomycetes, Tremellales, Cryptococcaceae. The transcript has 2 exons. The coding region runs from base 1 to 339 and encodes 112 amino acids. The record is from RefSeq and is a predicted model, not a curated record.